This is a messenger RNA of Penicillium angulare, 1137 nucleotides long. RefSeq lists its product as uncharacterized. The record is from RefSeq and is a predicted model, not a curated record. Lineage: Eukaryota; Fungi; Ascomycota; Eurotiomycetes; Eurotiales; Aspergillaceae. Bases 1 to 1137 code for a protein of 378 amino acids. The transcript is spliced from 6 exons.
AUGAGCGAGUUUGUGACAGAGGCAUUCUCUCUUUUGGCAGUGGCCAUUGUGAUCAUUGGUCUAAGGACAACAGCACGAUGGAUCAUGGUCGGGCCCAAGAACUUUCAGGCCGACGACUACAUCAUGUUGGUGGCUUGUGUCGUGUAUGGGCUGGAAACCGCCGCCGCAUAUAGUGUUGGUGCAUGGUUUCAAGGGCUUGCGAACAAUGCCAUGACAGACGAACAAAGAGCCACACUUUCUCCGGACUCUAAGGAGUACAGCUUGCGGGUCGGUGGUUCCAAGCUUCAAGUAACCGGGUGGUCUCUAUACACUUUGCUGUUAUGGCUACUGAAAACAUGCAUGGCCGUCUUCUAUUCUCGGUUAACGGCCGGAUUGAUUAACAUGCGGAUCCGAAUUCACAUCGCAUAUGUCUUGAUCGCCAUGACUUAUAUUGCAACAAUCUGCUCUAUUUUGUUUGGUUGUCAUCCAAUGGAGAAGAAUUGGCAGAUAAACCCAGACCCUGGCAAUCAUUGCCAGCCUGCGGUAUCCAAAAUCGACAUUUAUGUCACCGUCGUCCUCAAUGUUGCAACAGACAUUUACCUGAUUAGCAUCCCUGCUCCGAUGCUCUUCAAGGCACGCCUGCCUUGGCGCGAGAAGCUCGAGCUUCUUAUCCUGUUCAGCGGUGGUCUCUUUGUCAUGAUGUGCGGCAUUCUUCGCUGCGUUCUAAUCUUAACAGCCGGAGCCAAUGGCGCAGAACAAGCCGGCAGCUGGGCCUGCCGUGAAACCUUCGUCGCCGUCUUUAUCGGCAACAUCCCCAUGAUCUAUCCACUCAUACGUCGCCUCGCCCGCCGCGCAGGCCUAUACCUCACCACGAAAACCGGCUCGCAGAGCUACCCAGCAUACCAAUUGUCUGACGGCGACAACAGUGGCUAUGUGAAACGCAAGAAGUUCCGCCACCCACUUUCUCUCCCUGUUACGACAGAGUGGAACACCGUUAGCGAUGAACAAAUGAUUCUGCCCACCUCACGGCAGCAGCCUCCCACAUGCACUGGCGGAGAUGGAGAUUGGGAUGCAAGAAGCCAGGCCAGCAACAAUGGGGGCAUCAAAGUCGUUCACGAGACGAUCGUCCAUAGCGCGGAGAAAAAAUUGCGACCAUAA